This is a messenger RNA of Penicillium angulare, 846 nucleotides long. RefSeq lists its product as uncharacterized. The record is from RefSeq and is a predicted model, not a curated record. The coding region runs from base 1 to 846 and encodes 281 amino acids. NCBI's taxonomy places the organism in Eukaryota, Fungi, Ascomycota, Eurotiomycetes, Eurotiales, Aspergillaceae. The transcript is spliced from 2 exons.
AUGUCGACUAACGGAUACACAGACUGCAUCGAAGGGACAUUCUAUGGGUUUACCGACACUGAAAACAAUGAAUUUUACCCUGGCCAGUCCCUGAAUCUGCAGUGGGGCCUUAUCCAAAAUGGCACCAUGCCCUUGAAUAUUUCGCUAGGCCGUGUAGGAGGAGCAUUGGUGGACAAUAUUGUUUCGGAUGCAGCUUUUUCUACGACCAGCACUCUCUACCAGAUAGUCGCCAAUACGACCGCAAACUGUACCCUUGAACAGUAUAGCUGGGCUAUACCUUCCGACUUCAACACUUCCAACCCCGAGUACCAGAUUGGAAUAUUUGACGGAGGUGCAAUUCGGGGCGAUAAUAAUAAUGGAUGGAGAGCUUGGAGUCCGGUAUUCUAUGUGCGCGACAAGACGAGUGCAGUAUCAGCGUCUCGCACGGCUACUACAACUGGCCUUUUAACAGCAACCGCGGAAACAAGUCCUAUAAACACUGCUACAUCAUCGUCAUCAGCUUCAACAUCAACCUCAUCGUCUUCUUCCGAUCAUAAUACUGGAUCAUCUAAUUCGACGGCGAUAGGCAUUGGCGUUGGCGUGGGAGUAGGAUGUGCAGCACUCAUCGCACUCGGCGCAUUUUGGUUUAUCUGGAGGCGAAGAAAGGCAAGAGCUGCCAGAGGUAGUGUUGGGCCGAAUAAAUCUGGAUCUGCAGAGCUGCCUGGGAGUGGGAGACACCCAUCGGAGCUUCCCGUUGCCGCGAGGGAUAGUACAGGCGCAAGGAUGGAGCAGGUACUUGACAAGCCACAAGAGUUGGAAGGUGGGAAGAUAGCCACCAAAACUUCUCAAGUACACGAGAUGGAAUAG